AUGACUCAGUGGAAGACAUCGGAGCAUCUGCUGGCUAAGGCGACAGGUGUGCGUAAAUUAUAUCUUUUCCUUGAGGUGCAGCCCACUCCCCAGGGCCGGCGCCUGCGUCGUUGUGAGGAGCAGUGGGAGGUCCUUCGCCCAAGUCCUUACUUAAGACGGGGCGGCGGGCGAGGGCGAGGCACCUGCACCAUGGCAUCCUCGGGGCGUCUUCUCAGGGCGGCUGUCGCGGGCGUGGUCGUCGUCGUGGUGCUGACUCAGGUGCUGGGGCGCGCGCACGCAGGGGCGGCUCGGAGGAAGAACAGCUGGUGGACUAAGAGGUCCCUGGUCCCCCCCUCCCUCCCCUUACCCACCCUCGACUACCCCGCCGCCGAGAACGCGAGGCUGGGGCAGAAUUCUUACAUCUGUUUCCUGAAUCAAGAAUUGGCAGCUUCGAGAGCCGACCGAGAUGCUGGCGCCGCCGAUCCAAGACUCUACGGGAUGGGUCCGCCAUGUUUCAUUCCCUACCCCCGCGAAACGCUUGCACACUAUUUGCCUCCUUGGAAUCCCCGCCGAUUUUACGCCCACGCCCGCGCUCCCGUGUAAGCUGUGCGACGCCCAUCCAUCCUAGACUAUUCCUACAAACCUAUUCACUCGGAGGACCUGUAUUUCCACCCUCCUUAGAGAAAUUAUAUAAGAAAACAUAGUGGAUUUCGGAGGAGAAAGAUUUCUGAUCUUCUCUCUUCCUCUCUACUUCCCCCUCCCCCCCACCCACCCUUUGCCCUGUCUUCACCCUGAGCCCUUGGGUAGGGAUUGGAUAUUAUAUAUUAUGUAACUCGGAACAAUAUUAAGAAAAAGUGAUAUGAACUGUGUAGCCUUGUGUUUGAAUAAUAUAUUUCAUGCUUCUAUUGUGAUUAAACCUUACCCGCUGGA
This is a messenger RNA of Penaeus monodon (black tiger shrimp), 909 nucleotides long. RefSeq lists its product as uncharacterized. The coding region runs from base 1 to 582 and encodes 193 amino acids. NCBI's taxonomy places the organism in Eukaryota, Metazoa, Arthropoda, Malacostraca, Decapoda, Penaeidae. The record is from RefSeq and is a predicted model, not a curated record. The transcript is spliced from 4 exons.